AUCUCGCCCUAAGGAGCCUAGUCCUCACUCCUUGGUCCUUUGCCUCAACUUCUACCUCAGGAAUCUUCUUGAAUCAUUGCUUUCUCCACAAUUUGCAUCUCCUCUUCUCACACUGGUUGGUUUACAAUGCCUUUGCAGGAUUGUCUGAUGAAGAGAGGUGGGAAAUUUUGGUCUGAAGCCCACCCAAGUUUUGGGUUGGGAGUUAGGACUGCCCUGGCCCGUCAAAAAUGGAAAUGCAAAUAUAUAUACCCUUGUUUUCUUUGCCUGACAUGAGUGUGUCCUAGGUCUUUAUCUUUUUCUUGCUUUCCAGUUUCCCCUCCUGCAACCAAGCGAAUCUCUGGGAGGACGGCGACGACGCUCCGCCGCCGACGCUAUGAAACGAUCAAUUGAGGAAGACAUCAGCACCACCAUCGCCUCCACCACCACCACCAACAUGAAAAAGCCCGUCUUCUUGACCAAAGCCCAGCGCGAACAGUUGGCCCUUCAACGUCGCCAGGAAGAAAUCGCCGAACAGAAGCGCUGUGCUGAACAACAGCUACUCCAAGCCCACUCCUCCUCCGCCAACAACUCCUCCCACACCGCCUCCACCAACAAACCUUCAGACCCCUCUCUGGACAGCCGCCACCACCGCUCUUCCAGAGACCGAGACCGGGAUCGCGAUCGCGAUCGCGACCGUGACCGGGGCCAGGACCGUGAUUCAGAGCGGAGAAACCGCGAUCGGGAACGCGAGGAAGAGGCCAAGGUUCGGGAGCUCGCUCGCUUAGAGAAGCUAGCUGAGCGGGAGCGAGAGAAAGAGCUUGAAUCCAUCAAGGAACAGUACCUUGGAUCCAAGAAACCUAAGAAAAGGGUUAUUAAGCCUAGCGAGAAGUUCCGAUUUUCCUUCGAUUGGGAGAACACUGAAGACACCUCCCGCGACAUGAAUUCACUCUACCAAAAUCCUCACGAGGCUCAGCUCUUGUUCGGAAGGGGGUUUCGUGCUGGCAUGGAUCGCCGUGAGCAGAAAAAGCUCGCCGCCAAGAACGAGAAAGAAAUGAGAGAGGAGAUUCGCAACAAAGAGGGCGUUGAGGAGAGACCGGAGGAGGCUGCAGCUCAGAGGCAGAAGGAACAAGCCGCCGAAUUGUAUGAUACUUUUGAUAUGAGAGUGGAUCGCCACUGGACAGAAAAGAAGCUCGAGGACAUGACUGAGAGGGACUGGAGAAUUUUUAGGGAGGAUUUCAAUAUAUCUUACAAGGGCUCUAAGAUUCCCCGCCCUAUGAGGAGUUGGGUGGAGAGCAAAUUGAGUCCUGAGCUGCUCAAGGCCGUGGAGAGGGCUGGCUAUAAGACUCCUUCCCCUAUUCAGAUGGCAGCUAUUCCUCUCGGACUGCAACAACGCGAUGUGAUUGGGAUUGCUGAAACUGGUUCUGGUAAGACUGCUGCAUUUGUUCUUCCCAUGCUGACUUACAUUUCUAGACUCCCUCCCAUAAGCGAGGAGAAUGAAGCUGAAGGGCCUUAUGCUGUUGUAAUGGCCCCUACGCGAGAACUUGCACAGCAGAUUGAGGAUGAAACUGUUAAGUUUGCCCAUUAUUUGGGUAUCAAAGUGGUUUCUAUUGUAGGUGGUCAGUCCAUUGAAGAGCAAGGGUUUAGGAUCAGGCAAGGGUGUGAGGUUGUAAUUGCAACGCCUGGGCGUUUAAUUGAUUGCUUGGAGAGGCGUUAUGCUGUUUUGAACCAAUGCAAUUAUGUUGUUCUGGAUGAGGCUGAUCGCAUGAUUGACAUGGGUUUUGAGCCACAAGUGGUGGGUGUUCUGGAUGCAAUGCCUUCAAGCAAUUUGAAGCCAGAGAAUGAAGAUGAAGAGCUUGAUGAGAAAAAGAUAUACCGGACCACUUAUAUGUUCAGCGCAACAAUGCCACCUGCUGUGGAACGGCUUGCAAGGAAGUACCUAAGAAAUCCUGUGGUUGUCACAAUUGGCACUGCUGGAAAGGCCACUGACCUGAUCACUCAGCAUGUUAUUAUGGUGAAGGGAUCAGAGAAAAUGCCUAAGUUGCAGAAGUUGCUGGAUGAACUUGGAGAUAAGACAGCAAUUGUGUUUAUCAACACUAAAAAGUCUGCAGAUACUCUUGCCAAGGGUUUGGAUAAGGCAGGCUACCGAGUGACAACUUUGCACGGUGGAAAGUCACAAGAGCAGAGGGAAAUUAGCCUUGAAGGUUUUAGGACCAAGAGAUAUAAUGUUUUGGUUGCAACAGAUGUGGCUGGGCGUGGGAUUGAUAUCCCUGAUGUUGCUCAUGUUAUAAACUAUGACAUGCCUGGGAAUAUUGAGAUGUACACACAUCGUAUUGGACGGACAGGCCGUGCAGGGAAGACAGGGGUGGCCACGACAUUCUUGACUCUGCAUGAUUCUGAUGUCUUCUAUGACCUCAAGCAGAUGCUCAUUCAGAAUAAUAGUCCCGUGCCUCCCGAACUAGCAAGACAUGAGGCUUCAAAAUUCAAACCAGGAUCAAUUCCUGACAGACCACCUAGACGCAAUGACACAGUUUUUGCACACUGAGCAAUUUCAAAUUUCCCAUGCCACUUUAGUGAUAAGUCUUGACUUAAUUUGCCAUAUUUUGGCGUUUUAGCAGAUUAAACCAACAAGCACAGUGAAAUGAGUUUGCUUCUUGAUUGGAAUAGAAGUGUCUGUAAUGUGAUAACAAGAAAUCCAGAGUGCUGAAAGUGGUGGAUGAAGCUAGUACUUCUGUGGUAUAGCUGCUGCUAUGCCACUGUUGCCAUCUAAUUCAAGGACCUUCAUAAUGAUAUUGAUUGAGAAUUUGCUAUUAUCCCUUAUUUUCUUUUUGUUCAUUUAUGCUGAAGUUGAUUUAAAGGGAUUAAUUUUUAUUU
This is a messenger RNA of Vitis riparia (riverbank grape), 2850 nucleotides long. Its product is annotated as DEAD-box ATP-dependent RNA helicase 21. Gene Ontology annotation, cellular component: catalytic step 2 spliceosome. Gene Ontology annotation, biological process: mRNA splicing, via spliceosome. Gene Ontology annotation, molecular function: RNA binding; ATP binding; RNA helicase activity. The record is from RefSeq and is a predicted model, not a curated record. Lineage: Eukaryota; Viridiplantae; Streptophyta; Magnoliopsida; Vitales; Vitaceae. Bases 374 to 2521 code for a protein of 715 amino acids. The transcript has a single exon.